Photinus pyralis (common eastern firefly) is the source of this 2418-nucleotide messenger RNA. RefSeq names its product TOX high mobility group box family member 4-A-like. The record is from RefSeq and is a predicted model, not a curated record. The transcript is spliced from 9 exons. Bases 199 to 1854 code for a protein of 551 amino acids. Gene Ontology annotation, molecular function: chromatin DNA binding. Gene Ontology annotation, cellular component: nucleus. Gene Ontology annotation, biological process: regulation of transcription by RNA polymerase II. Lineage: Eukaryota; Metazoa; Arthropoda; Insecta; Coleoptera; Lampyridae.
CGCUAGCGUACGAACACGUUCACCUGUGCGUCUCGCCGGAAUCAUGCUGAUCGUGUACACGCGUCCGGACCUAUCCGGAAACUUAUAAAGCCCUUUUUUGCGACGACGUGUUUUUUACUGUGACAUUGUGUGGUUUAGUGCCGCUUGUUUUUCCGUUUGCAUCCCGUGGGACUACCUGUAUCAGCACUGGAACAUCUAAUGCCCAUUGUGGCUUCUAUCAACACCCUCAUCGGCUCUUGUGAGAAUAUGGAGGCUACUUAUUGCGUCGGGAAUGAUGUAGACGUCGGGAGAAUGUUUGAUCAGUACUUGUACAAGUUAAGAACUCAGGCGCCUGCGUCAGGACAUUACCCAUCGCACCAUAACAACAAUAUACGGAGAACUGAAAAUUUGGACGUUGCGCUCAGUGUUCCUCAGACAUUUCAAAGUAACGGUUACGACAUGGGCGAUCAGACGUUUCAUACUCCGAGUUUUGGCGAUGAGGAAUUCGACAUUCCAGCGAUCAAUCCAGAGCAGCAACACGCGGCAAAUCAGUAUCAGCAGCAGCAACAACUUAAUAUGCAACAAAUGAACCAGCAGCAGGACAAUAUGGGAAUGCACGACCCUUCCGGCGGAUACCAACAGCCGUUGUACCUCUCAGGCCCCGAUCACGGCAUCGUAAACCCCUCCUAUCACAGCCCUCAGCCGCAACCGAAUUAUGCGAUGAGUCCCGGACAACAACAGCACAACAAUCAGUUGUUGAUGAUGCAACAGCAGCAGCAGAUGAUGAUGAGCCACGGUCAGCCACCCCCCGGCGCUUUAGGACAGUACAACGCCUCUCCGACGCAAGGACGGGGUGGAAAUAGCCCACCUGCCGCUCCGGGACAAGAACCAACUACCAGCGAGGACUCAGACGAUAGCACUCCACAUCCUGCAAUUAUCACCGCAAUGAAACGGCCGUCUCCCGAACCUGCGGAUCAAGGGUUAGCAAAAGUUCAAAAGAAGCCCAAAGUACAGAAAAAAAAGAAGAAGAAGGAUCCUAACGAACCACAAAAGCCUGUGUCCGCAUAUGCGUUAUUUUUCCGUGAUACUCAAGCUGCCAUUAAGGGACAAAAUCCUAGUGCAAGUUUCGGUGAGGUUUCGAAAAUUGUUGCUUCAAUGUGGGAUGCAUUGGAUUCGGAACAUAAGAAUGUAUAUAAAAAGAAAACAGAAGCUGCUAAGAAGGAAUAUUUGAAAGCUUUAGCUGCCUAUAGGGCGAGUUUAGUUUCAAAAGGAGCCGGUGAAGGAGACGGUAUGUACGGAAAUUAUGGCAAUUACGGCGCGGGACCACCUCCUCAGUAUAACGCCUACUCGCCACAAAACACCUUACCCUCACCACCAAUGACGACAGCACCCGCACCUACGAGCCAGCAGCAACCGCUCAUGGCCAAAAAGCCUAUGAUGAGUCCGAUGAACGGACAGCAACAUCAAGCGAUGUUACAAUCACCUAUGGGUCCAGUGCCAAAUCAUAUGAACAUGCCCCAGCACAUGCCGCAGGGACACAACACAACCUACAUGCAACAGCAGCAAGUCGCCCAGCAGCACAUGCAGCACGUAUCGCCACCACCGAUGGUGUCAACCUCGCCUCCCGUCUCAUCGGCCGGACCGGCGGCUUCCCAAGUUCCCCCCAACUCGGCGCAGCCGAACGUUGGCCAAGGUCCGAUGCGCCCACCUAACUCCUGCAUUCGUAACGGCUGCCCCAAUCCAGCCAUCUCCAACGCCGAAUGGGAAGACGAGUACUGCAGCAAUGAGUGUGUUGUCAGUCACUGCCGGGACGUAUUUUCCAAUUGGGUGGCGACAAAUCAAAAUCAAUCACAAAAUUACUCGACCGUUAAAUAAAUUUCGAAUAGAUAAGAGAGUUUAUAUUCGAAAACUUUAGCAAUACUGAGAUGGUAGUUAUGUUUUACAUAUAGGUGGUGACUGCAAAGUCUGGACAUGUUUUAAGAAUAAAGUUACGAGUUAUGUAAAUAAAAAAUGAUUGAUAAUCAUCACGGUGGGAUUGUAUUGUCGCAGAAAAAUGGAAGCAAUACAGUUUCGCUAAUUUUUAGGUAUACAAAAAAAGACACUUGUAAUCUCAACUUUUUUCUCUCGCUUUGGAAGACUGUUUGAUGCCGUAUUUAUUACUCUUACCUUUGAGAAAAGGGGAGGGACAUUCAGUAAUAAAUACGGGCCCGAUCCGCACUCCAGACUGAGAGGACAUAGCAUUAGUAUAAUGUGUAUAUUACGACAUUUGUUAAUCAUGCUCUGUAUAUGCAUGUAUCUUGAUAAAGUUAAAGUAGGUAGAUAUGUCCAAAGUAAGGUAAAAUAUCAUUACGUUUUAGUUUUUAGGUAAUCUGUGUUGUUGAAAUUUUAUUAAAAAUUGUGAAUAUCAAAAUCAUACCAUAAUAAAUACCGUUCCUUCUU